GCAAAUUUGUUGAUAUUAUGAACAACAUGUUUUCUCGUCUACACUUUUGGUUUGUUUUUGUGUUCUUACUCUUAUCAAGUCAGAAAAACGGCGUCGAUACUUCAGGGGCUGUUCAAAGUGAGUUUGGGUCGUUUCAGUAUAUAGGAGUUACUGAAGAGUCACCAGCCUUACCUCCCACAAACGAUAAGCUAGUAUCGGGAAACCCCAUUAACAGUCAGAACAACCAACAACCUUCAAGUUGUCACGGUUGUCGAUCUCUUACGGAAAUUAUGGACCCAACCUGCUUUGACAUUACGUUGACAGAUCUAGACAGCAAACCAGCAUGGAAUAUCACUUUUCAAGUGAAGCAACAUACUAUCUUGAACAGGGUUGUACCAGACUCUUGUUUGGACAGCCACGAGUGUACGGUUUGCUUGAAUGCUACGGAAUUGUAUGAUAUGAUGAACGCUAUACCGGAGAUCCAACCGUUUGCUAGCACUGUUUUUCCUCCCAACGGUGCGAAACCACAACCAGGGGAUCCUGCUCCUCCUCCCUCAGUGUACUCCAUGUGUCUAGUUAUGUCGAGCAGAUUUGGAAUGCGAGAGGCACGGAGCGCUAUUCUGAAACCUCGCAUUAUGUGUUUUCCUGGUUGUAUUUAUGGCCAAGAAGCACCACUGGGAGACAUGCUUUUGAAACCUGAAGUUGGCUGCAAGUUGUUUGAUGAAUAGUUAUGGUCCAAACUGAAGAGUUGUAUUUUUUUGAUGUGUUUUCACUCUUGUCGUAAAACUUUACUCACUUAAUCGUCUUUGUCCAAAGCUAGAGUUUUCUUCAUAUAAAGGUGGGAUGGUACAG
Messenger RNA from Galdieria sulphuraria, 831 nucleotides. RefSeq lists its product as uncharacterized. The transcript has 4 exons. The record is from RefSeq and is a predicted model, not a curated record. Lineage: Eukaryota; Rhodophyta; Bangiophyceae; Galdieriales; Galdieriaceae. The coding region runs from base 27 to 707 and encodes 226 amino acids.